Molecule: messenger RNA, 587 nt
Organism: Aspergillus eucalypticola CBS 122712
Lineage: Eukaryota; Fungi; Ascomycota; Eurotiomycetes; Eurotiales; Aspergillaceae
Product: Alb1 domain-containing protein
Exons: 3
Coding region: 81-587 (168 amino acids)
Biological process (GO): ribosomal large subunit export from nucleus
Cellular component (GO): preribosome, large subunit precursor; nucleolus
Source: RefSeq, a predicted model, not a curated record
GAUAAUGCCCGGCUCCACAACAAAUUAUUCACCUGCGGGCAUGCAGGAAAAUACCAAUCUAAAUUCCCCCUGCAUCAAUCAUGGCGAAAUCUAGGCCCCAGUCAAAACAUUCCCGCGCUGCGAGGCGGGCAGCUUCCCCCAGUCUCGAUGUCGACAAGUCAAUCACAUCUCUUCCGCGGGCCGAAGAAACUACAGUACAGCGGGAUUCGAUCCUAUCGGAACGCGCUAAUGCAGGCGUUUCGAAGAAAUCGUCAAAGGGCAAAGCUAAAACUAGAGCGCAGCGCUUGAGACAACAAAAGGGUGUUGAAAGGGCAGAGGCCGUGAUGGACCAGCUGGAGAAGAAGGUCGUUAAAAGUGAGGGCCGCGCCAAAUCUGUCAAGGCUCGUAGGGCUGAAUGGGAGGAUCUGAACCGUAAAACGAAGUCAAUGUUCGAAGCCCUCAACGAGGCUGACGAUAACAUGGACGAUGCCAUGAUGGACGAUGCUGCGGCUUCUAAGCCAGCGAAACGUUCGAAGCCGGCCCCUGUCACUCAGGCUCCCGUUGUGGAGGAACACGAAGGCAUUGACGUGGACGAUGAUAUCACCUGA